Molecule: messenger RNA, 957 nt
Organism: Penicillium alfredii
Lineage: Eukaryota; Fungi; Ascomycota; Eurotiomycetes; Eurotiales; Aspergillaceae
Product: autophagy protein 5
Exons: 3
Coding region: 1-957 (318 amino acids)
Biological process (GO): autophagy of mitochondrion; cellular response to nitrogen starvation; C-terminal protein lipidation
Cellular component (GO): Atg12-Atg5-Atg16 complex; cytoplasm; phagophore assembly site membrane
Source: RefSeq, a predicted model, not a curated record
AUGGAGACCCAAACAUCUCUCCUCUCCAUUCAGAAAAGCAUCUGGGACGGGCGGAUACCCCUGCAAAUUGUCCUUGCUCCAUCUGAGAGUCGGACAUACGACCAGACCGAUCCAUAUCUUAUCGCGUCCCCACGUGUCUCAUAUCUCCCGUCAUUACUGCCAAAACUUCGAGCUUUCUUCUCAAGCUCGCUCAUCGAGCCCAACUCUCAACCCCAUGAUGGCUGGUUUGCCUUUGAGGGUGUGCCAUUGAAAUGGCAUUAUCCUAUCGGCCUUUUGUUUGACCUCUAUGCGGGCGCAGACCCGGCUUCGAAGACCAGCACAAGAGGCGACGAUUCCCCAGAGGCUGAAUCGGCACUACCGUGGCGUCUGACUGUGCAUUUCAGCGACUGGCCUGAUGAAGAUCUUGUGCGACUCGAUGCCGAUGGCAUGGUCAUGAACGAUGCCUUCAUAAAUAGCGUCAAAGAGGCGGAUUUUCUUCGAAACGGCACAGCCAAAGGAAUCAUGAGUCUAUCCAAAGAAGACACUUUUGGUCUGUGGAAGGCUGUUGAGGGAGUGGACCUCCCCGCGUUCCAACGCAUUUCCAACAUCCUGUUGCCCCCGCCAUCACAGCCCUUCCGCAACAUCCCCAUUCGGAUUUUCUUACCUCUUCCACCAGAUGCUGAGUCUCCUUCCCUGAAAAUGAUACAGUCGCCACUGCCUCCAUCGAUCCCGACUGCUAGUAUCCAGUCAAGUCAAUUAUUGAGCUCUCGAUCCAGUCCUGGUAUGCAACCCCAGACGGUUGGCACUGUCCUACACACAUUGCUCCCCAAUCUUUUCCCCAGUCGACGAACUCCUAUCCUGGCAAAGCCGGUGCUUCAUGGAGCGGUGCUCCCUAUGUCUGCCCCGAUCGAAGAGGUGGUGAGGAGCUCUGCCUAUGGGGAUGGGUGGGCGUAUCUAGUCAUUCGGAUGAUGGGGUGA